AUGAAGUUCUCCUGCCCUCUGAUCUGUGGGCUCAUUUUGUCCUGCAUUUGCUUCAGAGGUUCAUAUGAGGAGCUGUCUGUGAUUCAGAGCCCAUCGAGUAUCACUGUGAAUGAAGGAGAAUCUGAUCAAAUCAGCUGCUGCUGGAGUAAAACAAAAGAAGAAAACAGUGAUUUUAAAGUAGCUUGGUAUAAGGAUAAGAAAAGAAUACCAGUAGAAAAGCGGCUAUAUCAAACGUCCCCAAUGAAAAACUGCUCCUUUCUGAAAAUCACAAAUAUAGUUAAAAAUGACACCGGAGAUUAUGUUUGUAAAGUGAUUCAGGACAUACCAGUUCUGCUAGAAUAUGAGGGACAAAAAACUUACCUGUAUAUCAUUCAGAUUCAGACAACAACUGAAGAUAUUGUUCAUAUGGUUUCCAGCCCCACAACCAAAAAGCCAGGUGUAGUCGAUCAUCCGAAGAGAAAUCCAGAAGAUGAAAACUAUAAUUAUUUGGAUCCUAAGGGUAGUUCGCGGGAGGUUGUGAUCAUUUAUAUUUUCAGAAGUCUGCCCUUCAUCUGUCUGCUGGCGGCGUUCUUUUACCUAAACAGGAACAACAAACAAGUCACAUCAUCAAGACCAGCAGUUGAGCAUGCUGUAGAGUUGGGAGAAGGACCAGAUGAAGACCUGGAGGCUGGAGAGACACAGAGGAAUGAAACUGAAGAGGUGAAACAGGGUGAGAAUAUUUCAGAACAGGAGAAAGGGAGGGUCAACAACGAGAAUCCUGAAGUUACUGUUGCAACAGAAGAAGAAACAGAUGAAGAAAAACCGACGGCUGUAGUUGUGAGCAUUGAACAAGGUGCAUCUCCAAUGCAUGGCAACGAAAACAAGACCAUUUCUGUUCUGAACACUGAUGAAAAGACACUUCAAAGUGUUGAAGAAGGGACUGUUUCUGUGCUGGGCGACUUAGUUUCAGCUCUUGUGUCCGAGGUGAAUCGAGUACGCUCAGAAAUGAAGUGUUCCUCCAGACUCCUGUGUGGACUCCUCAUGUCAUGCCUUUGUUUCAGAGGUUCAUAUGAGGAGCUGUCUGUGAUUCAGAGCCCAUUGAGCAUCAUUGUGAAUGAAGGAGAAUCUGAUCAAAUCAGCUGCUGCUGGAGUAAAACAAAAGAAGAAAACAGUGAUUUUAAAGUAGCUUGGUAUAAGGAUAAGAAAAGAAUACCGGUAGAAAAGCGGCUAUAUCAAACGUCCCCAAUGAAAAACUGCUCCUUUCUGAAAAUCACAAAUAUAGUUAAAAAUGACACUGGAGAUUAUGUUUGUAAAGUGAUUCAGGACAUACCAGUUCUGCUAGAAUAUGAGGGACAAAAAACUUACCUGAAUGUCUGUAAAGGUGAACACAGUACUGAGGCAACAACUCAAAGCAGUGCUAGUACAUCUGCCCAAAAAACUCAAAUCAAUGGGACUACCGGCCCCCCUUCACCUCCCAUCCUGCCUCUAUCUCUGGCUGCUGCCAUCGGCCUGCUGACCCUCUGCUUGGCCUUCAGCGUGUGCAAGAUGAGGAACUCCUGUAAAAAAUCAGAGCGAGUAGUCAUUCACCAGACGCCACACAGUGAGGGUGAGGAGCAUGAGAACAUGGAAGAGGAGGAAGGUAGCACAGGCUCCUCUCGAGGAUCCCUCCAGUGGUACCAAGUGCCUGUUUACUGGUCUUACUUUGAUCUAAGGAGGGGUGAAGACCAAUGACAACCAGAAAAGAAAGAUGAACGUGAUGUACUGUUCACUGCAUUGCAUUUUGCAUUCUCUCUCUUCUUUCAUGAGAACAUCUUUGUAAAUAGCAGAAGUGAUUUUAAUCUUCAGAUACAGUUGAAGCCCUUUGAGCUCUCGAUGGUGGCAACAGAUAUUAAUCCCUCUCUUUGUAGCAGCUCUGUUGAUAGUUUUAUUCUUAUUUUAAUUUUGUUGUUUAUAUGAGUCUUUUUUAAAUUAAAGUGAAGAUGUGUCAUACUGACAUGCAUGAUAAACUAAUUCAAACAUGUAUAAAAGUAGCACACACUGCCUGCCCUGGCGUUUUCUUUGUGUCUAACUGUGAAAAGUUUUAUAGUAAAGACUUUUAUGCUGUACAGAUGUCCGCUAUGCCUUUCAGCCUUCUUAGAAAUGUUUCUCAGACUUCAUUUUGACACUUUCAUACUGUGGUUUCUUUUGCCAUUUACAAUAAAAGUCUGUGAAA
Molecule: messenger RNA, 2191 nt
Organism: Sinocyclocheilus anshuiensis
Lineage: Eukaryota; Metazoa; Chordata; Actinopteri; Cypriniformes; Cyprinidae
Exons: 12
Coding region: 1-1710 (569 amino acids)
Biological process (GO): B cell receptor signaling pathway; B cell differentiation
Cellular component (GO): external side of plasma membrane; B cell receptor complex
Source: RefSeq, a predicted model, not a curated record